AAGAAAAUCAUUAUUCAUAAGCCUAUGGGAUGUCGCACUAUCAGCAGCAACAUCCAAAAUACAACCCAAAAUUAUGGAAUCCAUAGAUUUAGCAAGGAAAGCGGAGCACCACAUGAGAAUGAAACACUCCUGUAAUGAGAAAAUUAAGGGGAUAUGAGGAAGAGAUAGUGUACCCUGAUUCCUAAUUUUAACAAACUUCUUAGAUGUUCAUAUAAUAAAAUAGUCUGAUUUUACACAAUUACCGCAUUGUGGUUUACCAAGAGUAAAUAUAACAGAGAGACGGAGGGUAGAAAACUCUCUUUUCUCGUCUCUCUUCAAUAUGAAUUGAUUUUUUCUUUUUUGUUUCCCCUCGUUUCAUAAUUAUUUCCAUCAUUUAUACUACAAUUAAAAAAAAAAAAAAAAUACGAGGGGAAAGAAACGAUAGGGGGAGGGAGGAGCAAUGGGAAGUAAAGUAGUGGUAUCAUUAAUAUCCAUCAUUUUGGUGGUUGGGGUUGUCAUUGGAGUGGUAGUAGUCGUUCAUCGCCCAGGGGGUAAAGGUGGUAAAGAUAAUGGUAAGGAUGAUGAGAACUUGUCUUCCUCAAUGAAGACGGUGAAUGCCCUAUGUGAACCAUCUACAUUUAAAGAUUCAUGCAUUAAGAGCUUAGGAUCAGUAGCACAGAACGAGAGCGCCACUCCUCAAGACUAUGUUAAAGCUGGUAUCAAAAUGGCUUUGGAGGAGAUAUCAAAGGCCAACAAUUUAACUGAUACCCUUGUCCCCAAAGCUAAUGCAACAAAAAAUGUGGAGAGAGCUAAUAUGGCUAUUGAAAGUUGUAAAGACCUAUUCAAUUUAGCGGUUGAUCGCCUGGAUGAUGCCAUUAAACAAGUUCAGGAUCCUAAAAUGUAUAAAGAGAAGGAUAUAGUUUGGAACGUCCGUCUAUGGCUCACUGAUGUCGCCACCUUUGCCACUAGUUGUGUAGAUGAAUUUGAUGAGGCUGAGGCUCCUGAGCUUCAAAACACAAUGCAGGAUGCUGUUCUCAAUGCCACUGAGCUCACUGUAAGCAUGCUCGACAUCAUUACCACUUUUAAUGCAGCUCUUGGUGACUUGGCUCUUUCUCUUAAUGGUAGCAAGUUGGUUGAGCUGUCAACUAUAGCUAAUGCUACAUCGAACAUUGGCAACCCAGUUACUAGUACUCGUCGUCUCCUUGGAAUAGCCAUUGAUAGAGAGGGCUACCCAACAUGGUUGUCUGCUGAUGAGCGAAGGCUCUUAGGUGGCAAAGGUGGAAAGAAGAAGAUGCAUAAGACAAAGGGGGUUGGUAAAGGCAAGAAGAAGGGAAAGAAGGGAAAGGGUAAGAAGGGUUUAGCUGCAGGAGGUGCUGCAGCAGGUACUGCGGGAGGUGUUGCAGCAGGUACUACAGCAGCUGCUGCAAUUGUACCUGGUAUGAAGCCUAAUGUUGUGGUUGCUCAGGAUGGUAGCGGCCAGUUCAAGACCAUCACAGAUGCUCUCAGGGCCCAUCCAGGGAAGAAUGUGCAAGGUCGGUAUGUUAUAUAUGUUAAGGCUGGUAUCUAUAGGGAGGAUGUCAUUGUAGGGAGGGAACACCCUAAUGUUUACAUGUAUGGAGACGGCCCUACAAGAACAGUGGUGACGGGGGAUAAGAGUUUUUCUAAGGGCGUUCAAACCUCUAAGACAGCUCCCUUUAAUGUGGAAGGUUUAGGGUUCUUUGCUAAGGACAUGGGCUUUCAAAACACUGCUGGUCCCAAGGGGCAUCAAGCUGUGGCUUUGAGGGUCAAUGCUCUUCAAGCUGUAUUCCAAAACUGUUGGUUUGAUGGCUUCCAAGACACCUUGUAUGUUCAGGGUGGGUCUCAAUUCUUCCGUGAUUGCCAAAUUGCUGGAACAGUAGAUUUCAUCUUUGGCAACGGUGCUACCUUGAUCCAAAAUUCUAAGAUCCUCGCUAAAAAGUGUGACCUUAAUCAAAUGAAUUUAGUCACAGCUCAAGGUGGUAUAGCUGCUAAUGAGCCCACUGGGAUUGUAAUUCAAGGUUGUGAGAUCCUUCCUGAUAGAGAACUCUUCCCACUCAGGUUCCAACUCAAAACCUACUUGGGUCGUCCAUGGAAGACCUAUGCCAAGACUCUGUUCAUUGAGUCUCUGAUGGGAGACUUGAUCCAGCCUGCGGGGUAUGAACCCUGGGCUGGAAAUGCAAACAUCAACACUGCUUUCUAUGGUGAGUAUGCCAAUCGUGGACCGGGUUCUAAUACAGCUAUGAGGGUCAAAUGGAAGAAUGUUAGGGUCUUAAACAAGGCUGAGGCCCAACGCUACUCUGCUGGAGUUUUCCUAGGCGGUGCUCCUUGGGUUAAGGCUGUUGCUGUUCCACUCAAUCUUGUUGUAGCAUAAUGUGUCUGGGAUGAGAGGUUAAUAAUUUGCUUUUAUUUAUAUUUUUAUUCUGACUUGCUGAGCAGAAGCUCCAAGGCUUCAAGCUACAGUUAUCUCAGUCACUCUUACGGACUUUCUGGUGUAAUAUACCUAACUAACGAAUGAAUUUAUAUUGACAUCUAUAUGAGCAAUUAAAUAUAGUUAUAUUGUAACAGAACCUUGAUUCUGUUAUAUUAUCUGUAACUGAAUUCUAUUAUGCUUGAGUUAGUUAUUACUGUAGCUCUAUAAAUACAGUCCUGUAAGAAGUCCAAAACAGAUUUUGGAAUAAUAACUCUACUUCUCUAUCUCUUCUCUCUCUCUCUCUUA
This is a messenger RNA of Chenopodium quinoa (quinoa), 2713 nucleotides long. RefSeq names its product probable pectinesterase/pectinesterase inhibitor. Gene Ontology annotation, molecular function: pectinesterase activity; pectinesterase inhibitor activity. Gene Ontology annotation, biological process: cell wall modification. The transcript has a single exon. Bases 440 to 2368 code for a protein of 642 amino acids. The record is from RefSeq and is a predicted model, not a curated record. NCBI's taxonomy places the organism in Eukaryota, Viridiplantae, Streptophyta, Magnoliopsida, Caryophyllales, Amaranthaceae.